This is a messenger RNA of Sciurus carolinensis (gray squirrel), 5411 nucleotides long. RefSeq names its product RUNX family transcription factor 2 (gene Runx2). The coding region runs from base 134 to 1651 and encodes 505 amino acids. The record is from RefSeq and is a predicted model, not a curated record. Gene Ontology annotation, biological process: regulation of transcription by RNA polymerase II; regulation of cell differentiation; neuron differentiation. The transcript has 7 exons. Gene Ontology annotation, cellular component: nucleus. NCBI's taxonomy places the organism in Eukaryota, Metazoa, Chordata, Mammalia, Rodentia, Sciuridae. Gene Ontology annotation, molecular function: ATP binding; RNA polymerase II cis-regulatory region sequence-specific DNA binding; DNA-binding transcription factor activity, RNA polymerase II-specific.
CACCUUCUCAGCCCCAUCACCUCCAUCCUUUCCCCGCGUCUCGCCUCCACCCCCUCAAUUUCCUCCUCCUCGCCCCCCAUUUCCACCCUCCUCCCCCUCCCCCCGGCCACUUCGCUAACUUGUGGCUGUUGUGAUGCGUAUUCCCGUAGAUCCGAGCACCAGCCGGCGCUUCAGCCCCCCCUCCAGCAGCCUGCAGCCCGGCAAGAUGAGCGACGUGAGCCCGGUGGUGGCUGCGCAACAGCAGCAGCAGCAGCAGCAACAGCAGCAGCAACAGCAGCAGCAGCAACAGCAGCAGCAGCAGGAGGCGGCGGCGGCGGCAGCUGCGGCGGCGGCGGCGGCGGCUGCAGCCGCUGUGCCCCGAUUGCGGCCGCCGCACGACAACCGCACCAUGGUGGAGAUCAUCGCCGACCACCCGGCCGAACUCGUCCGCACCGACAGCCCCAACUUCCUGUGCUCUGUGCUGCCCUCGCACUGGCGCUGCAACAAGACCCUGCCUGUGGCCUUCAAGGUGGUAGCCCUCGGAGAGGUACCAGAUGGGACUGUGGUUACUGUCAUGGCGGGUAACGAUGAAAAUUAUUCUGCUGAGCUCCGAAAUGCCUCUGCUGUUAUGAAAAACCAAGUAGCAAGGUUCAACGAUCUGAGAUUUGUGGGCCGGAGUGGACGAGGCAAGAGUUUCACCUUGACCAUAACAGUCUUCACAAAUCCUCCCCAAGUGGCCACCUAUCACAGAGCUAUUAAAGUUACAGUGGAUGGACCCCGGGAACCCAGAAGGCACAGACAGAAGCUUGAUGACUCUAAACCUAGUUUGUUCUCUGACCGCCUCAGUGAUUUAGGGCGCAUUCCUCAUCCCAGUAUGAGAGUAGGUGUCCCGCCUCAGAACCCACGGCCCUCCCUGAACUCUGCACCAAGUCCUUUUAAUCCACAAGGACAGAGUCAGAUUACAGACCCCAGGCAGGCACAGUCUUCCCCACCGUGGUCCUAUGACCAGUCUUACCCCUCUUACCUGAGCCAGAUGACGUCCCCAUCCAUUCACUCCACCACCCCGCUGUCUUCCACACGGGGUACUGGGCUUCCUGCCAUCACCGAUGUGCCCAGGCGUAUUUCAGAUGAUGACACUGCCACCUCUGACUUCUGCCUCUGGCCUUCCACUCUCAGUAAGAAGAGCCAGGCAGGUGCUUCAGAACUGGGCCCUUUUUCAGACCCCAGGCAGUUCCCAAGCAUUUCAUCCCUCACUGAGAGCCGCUUCUCCAACCCACGAAUGCACUAUCCAGCCACCUUUACUUACACCCCGCCAGUCACCUCAGGCAUGUCCCUCGGUAUGUCUGCCACCACUCACUACCAUACCUACCUGCCACCACCCUACCCCGGCUCUUCCCAAAGCCAGAGUGGACCUUUCCAGACCAGCAGCACUCCAUAUCUCUACUAUGGCACUUCUUCAGGAUCCUAUCAGUUCCCCAUGGUGCCCGGGGGAGACCGGUCUCCUUCCAGAAUGCUUCCGCCAUGCACCACCACCUCGAAUGGCAGCACGCUAUUAAAUCCAAAUUUGCCUAACCAGAAUGAUGGUGUUGACGCUGAUGGAAGCCACAGCAGUUCCCCAACUGUUUUGAAUUCUAGUGGCAGAAUGGAUGAAUCUGUUUGGCGACCAUAUUGAAAUUCCUCAGCAGUGGCCCAGUGGCAUCUGGGGGCCACGUCCCACAUGUGUCAAUAUAUACAUAUAUAAAAAGAGUGCAUAUAUAUGUAUAUCAAUUAGCUACUAAGUGCCUAUUUUCUAGAUUUUUCAUUCACUCAGUCAUGAUCUUGCAACCGUAAGAGGGUAGAUAUUGAGAAACAGAAGGCCCAGGAGAGACAGUCAUAAUUGGGUUUCAGAUUAUUUACUACUUAAGAUGUAAUUUUUACAAAGGAAUAACCAAGGAACAAGUAUUUUUGUUGUUGUUUGGUCUAUUAUUAAAAAUAACCUGUUCAUAUGCCAGUUGAGAGAGGUGGACUCCAGGCUCAGGAGGAAGAAGAGCAAAGCCGCUUCCUCUCUGUGUUUUGAAACCACACACUUCAUGGUUGCAGCUGUGUGUGGGCCAGUGUACUCGGCAGGCCAGCUUACAAAGCCAGUCUCCGUGCACAUUAAGGGACAAGAGAUAGAUGGAUGCUUCCCUUACGGUACCAUCCAUUCAGAGUAGCUGUUCCAAACUUUGCUUUCAGACUCGCUGCAGGCACUCAGAACUGUUUAGUUCAUUUUUUCCCCCUAUUCUAAGAAAGUGACUUCAAAAAUACUGAUCAGGAUAGAUUAUUUUAUUUUACAUUUUUAUACUCCCCCCUUUUCCCAUUGAACCAAAAAGAAAUCUCACCCCCAAGAUCCCUCUUUCCUUUUAUGCAAAACUGAAAAUGGCAAUACCUUAUUAUAGCCAUAAUGGUAUAGAUAGUGUUUGCGUUUGGCUGUGUGUUAUUUGUUUUCUUUUUUUUAAAUUAUGAAUAUGUGUAAAAUCUGAGGUAACUUGUUAACGUGAAUGGUCAUAUAACUUUAAAGAUAUAUUUAUAAUUAUUUAAUGACAUUUGGACCUUUGAAACAUUUCUUAGCGUAUUGAUAUGUUGACUUCGGUCUCUAAAAGUGCUCUUUAUUAAAUAACAAAUUUCUUCAGUGGGCUAGAGCCAUAUCUGAAAUAUUGCUAAGCAAUUUCAGUUCAUCCAGGCACAAUGUGAUUUUUAAAAAUACUUCCAUCUCCAAAUAUUUUAGAUGUAGCUUGUCUUGUAAUGUAUGAAGGAAAUUUGUGUUUAGUUCUUUCAGAUCUUUGAUUGCCUCUAACAAAGCUUUGCCUUUUAAAGCAAUAAUUAGGGAUUUAAAAAACUACCCUUAGCCCUUUAUCACGUGUGUUGCCCUUUAUCAGCAUGAAAUGCUGGAGUGAUGUGGUUUCCUAAUUUCUUUCAGAUAAUUAUGACUCUUGCCAUAUUAAAAAGACAAGCACAAGUGAGUCAUUGAACUGCAAAAAAAUGUUUUGUGGUUUCACAGUUAAGCAAAACUUUAAAUCGCCAGGUUUCUUAAUGAAGACAUAGUCAUUUUAAAGCCACACAUGUGGAUAAAGGAUCAGUGAUAAUACACAGUGCUAUCUUUAUAAAGCAAAAUUACACCGUGGAUUCUUAACUCACCAGCCUUACUGAACAGUCAAUCAGGGGAACCCUAUCUGCCUUUUCAAGGUCCCUCUGGCAGCCUUCCACAUACUUUGCAUUUAAAGGAACAGAGUAUUGUCAUUGACCUAGGGGAGGUGGUCAUCUAAGUUUGAAGUUCUACAGGUAGUUGAUGUGAGAAGACCUAGAGCUGUGGGAACCUACAGAGCCACUUUUGAUAUUUGCAUUUCUCACACAGAAGGGCCAAGAGCAGGCAGGGUUUGUGGAGUCGGUGUAUACCACCGUGUAUGAAUUUGAGCUAGAGCUCUUCUGUGGGAUGCACUUUGACCACACCUGGCACCGACAUGGCCAACUCCCACGUGGGAGGCCUUAAUCCAAAUCAGUAUCAUUAAUGACCCACCAGGCAAAUCCCUGAUCUCUCCCCCUCAUGUCAAGGCACCUUCAUUUGAAUCCCAUGACCUCCUAAGUAGAACUCUGCAGAGAUUUGCCUUUGGUCCCCAGUUGCUCCCUUUAUCUUUAGUCUUUCUCAAGCCCACCUUUGCAGGCCACCAAGCAACACAGGACAGCUGUGGGGCAGGCAGACCUGUGUCUGCUUCCUGGAGAGUCUCCCUUAGAAUUCAUCUUGAUUCCUAAUACAAAUUAAGGAGAAACAAACAAACAAACCCCACUCCAAACACUUUGCCUUUUAAAGGUUGUAUACCAAGUAUGCUUAGCUAUAUAAGCCACUUUUCUAUUACUUAAGAUGGAAGUAGUAAUUGAUACUAUUUAUUGUUUGUGUGUGGUAGCUUGAAGCACACCACUGUCCAUUUAUUUGUAAGUAUAAAAUAUGUGUUUGUUUCAGCAGCACUUAAAAAAGCCAGUGUCUGGUUACACAUUUCAAUUUUAAAUAAUUGACCUAAAAACAUUACCACCAGUGCCAGCUGCACCCUAUUUAAUAAAAAAGGUACUAUAUUUGUACAUUAUUUUUUAAUGUUAAAAGGGCUUUUUUAAGUUUACAGUACACAUAGUAAGUGACCAUAGGGAUGCUUUAGUGUUGAAGUGUUAUUAUAGUGGCUGCAGGCAGCAACCCAGAAACACUUUAAGUUUUUUUCGUUGGGAAAAAUUCAAGCACUUCUCUCCACCCUCACUCCUGACCACCCCCAUUAAGGAUAAUUCAUGUUGUUUAGAACAAAUUCUGUCUUUUUUUGACCUUGGGGCUAAAUUCAUUCAUUCAUAACCCUACCCCCACCCUUCCCCAAACCCUUACUUUGCACUGGGUCAUGUGUAUGAUUUGUAAUUUUGAGACCAAAACACUCUUCCUGCUACUCUGGAACUGUGACCAAAUCAGCACUCCACUUCCUUGGGAUUAGAAUCACAUUCUUUAUGUAGCACAGACGUUGCUGGAAUUCAUAGUGUGACCAACACGGUCACAUUUUUUAUUUGUUGUCUCACAAAUUUUAACCUAUGUCUGAGUUCCAGAACAGGUGCCACAGCUUUGAUUUUAGAUUAGUUGGAGUGACAUCCAUCCUGGAACUGAGUCUCAGCAGGUUAACUUGUUUGGUCUCUACACUGUCUCAUUCCCCAUUCUUCCUCCCACGCUAGCCAGGGCCCUUUAAAAAUGAACAGAGAAAUAAAACCACGUGAUUAUCCACCAUAAAUUCAGAAGGGAGGAGAUGUGUGUGAUGGCUUAAAGGGCUCCCUUCAUACUGAGAAAAGGGCCCCCAGAAUCUAGGCUAACAUGAAAACACAGCAUUAGCAAAAUUAAUCAUCAUGCCUAUGGUAUUUGAAAGAACAAUAAACUAAAUAAAAGAUGACUCUUCCAACUUGAAUUUGUUGUUCUUAAAAGAUAAUGCAUUUAAAAAAUUACUUUUCUAUGUGAGAAUUUUUUAGUUGUCUGUUUACUUCAUGUUUACAAAUAAUUGUUUGCUUUUUAAUGCAGUACUUAAAAUAUAUCAGCCAAAUCCAUAACUUACAGUAAUUUCUUAGGUAUUCUGAUAAAAUUCCAUUUCUUGGAUAUGUUUUACCGUUCUUAGAUUUCUGUGGAACAAAAACAUUUGUAGCAUUUGUGUAAAUACAAACUUUCAUUUUAUUUUUUUCCAAUUGCUAUUGCCAAGAUUUGCUUUCCAUGCACAUAUUGUACAAAUUCUGCUUUGUGCCACAGGUCAUGAUUGUGGAUGAGUUUACUUUUAACUUCAAAGGGGACUAUUUGUAUUGUAUGUUGCAACUGUAAAUUGAAUUAUUUGGCAUUUUCUCAUGAUUGUAAUAUUAAUUUGAAGUUUGAAUUUAAUUUUCAAUAAAUGGCUUUUUUGGUUUUGUUA